CCAUCGACGAGCACGAUGUGGCGGCAGAAGGUGGGGUCCGACGGAUAGACAGCUCGGUCUUGGAGGAGGAGAAGAAGGAGAAAGAGGCAUCGGUGACUUGGAUGUCCUUGCCACAUAAAAGACAGUUGAUCAUCCUUACUCUGGCCCGGCUGUCAGAGCCAGUGGUGCAGACCUCGCUGCAGACGUACAUGUUUUACCAACUCAGGUCCUUCGACGAAAGUCUUCCCGAUUCCGUAAUUGCAACACAGGCGGGGCUGUUGGCGAGCAGUUUUACUGGUGCACAAUUCCUGACAGCAAUGAUGUGGGGACGAAUAUCGGAUUCGGAGAAAGGAGGGAGAAAGUUCGUGUUGCUUGUUGGACUUCUUGGGACGAUGCUCUCGUGCAUUGGCUUUGGAUUUUCAAAAACCUUUUGGCAGGCCAUGAUAUUUCGAACGAUGGGUGGUGCUCUGAACGGGAAUGUCGGGGUGAUGAAGACUAUGGUAUCAGAGAUCGUGCAAGAGAAGAAGUUUCAAUCAAGAGCGUUUCUGUUAUUUCCGAUGUGCUACAACGUCGGUGUAAUCAUCGGGCCCAUCUUGGGAGGACUCCUAGCCGACCCUGCUGGAUCUUAUCCGAACAUCUUUGGAAAUGUCAAGUUUCUAAAGGAGUAUCCAUAUGCACCACCCAAUCUUCUGAAUGCGUUCUUCCUGCUUAGUGCUGCGAUAGGAACAUUCUUUGGACUAGCUGAGACCCUCGAAUCUAUACGCCAUAACGAGGACCUGGGAAUAAAAUGUGGUCGCAAGCUCAUGGAGAUCGUCUUCAGGUGCAAGUCCGACUCCUCUCACGCAUACACUUCCAUCGCCAGCGACGAACGCGCUGGAUCCUCACUUGAGUCAGAUGUUGAGAUGUCUCCUAUUACCCCAGUCAGCGAACCAAUGAGGAGAAAGUCAAUUCCCCGAUGGCGACAGAAGUUGCCAUUCCGCCGGAUCUCCACUCAUAACGUGAUAUGCACACUGGUUGCACACACCAUCCUUGCUACUCAUCUCGGCGCAUUCAACAGCCUUUGGUUCGUUUUCCUAUCAACCCCAGUGGCGAAUCCCGCACAUCCAAAUCCACCAAACUACCAACGCCGUCUCCCCUUCAUAUUCACUGGUGGUCUCGGUAUGCCGCCGCGAGACGUUGGGCUGGCCAUGUCUGUUCUUGGAAUCCUAGGGAUCGUGAUGCAGCUCGUAAUCUACCCCAUCGUGAAUAACAAACUUGGCGUUGUCAGAUCGUGGCGUAUAUUUCUAUUAUGCUUCCCCAUCGCGUAUGUUCUCGUUCCAUAUCUGGCGAUUGUACCUUCAAAAACACCACCUCCGGCAGAGAAAGAUGGGAUCUUAGUAUGGCUGGCCCUCUGCUUCGUUUUAUUUGUCCAGGUCACAGGUCGAACGUUUGCUUUGCCCGCUACCACGAUCCUCGUCAAUAAUGCCUCGCCACACCCAUCUGUCUUAGGUACCAUGCAUGGGAUCGGACAGAGUCUCUCUAGUGCAGGUCGCACAGUGGGCCCUAGUUUGGGGGGUGCGCUUUAUGGUGUUGGCCUAAGACAUGGGGUUGUGGGUGCUGUGUGGUGGGGGCUGAGUGCCUGGGCUGUUCUUAAUUGCAUUGCCAGCUUUUGGGUGAGGGAAGGUGAUGGGCAUGAGAUUAAACUAGAAGGGGAUGUUGAGGCAGAAGCGGAGUUUCAAGCACAGAGGCGAAGAGAAGUUUAGAAGUUGAGUUCUACGGUAUAAUAUUAUAGAGCAUAUAGACCGAGACUUUUUAUUUUUAUAUACUAUAGAGCAACAGUAAAUGUUAAUUUAAAUAAAUCAC
This is a messenger RNA of Amorphotheca resinae ATCC 22711, 1821 nucleotides long. RefSeq lists its product as hypothetical. Gene Ontology annotation, biological process: transmembrane transport. The coding region runs from base 102 to 1721 and encodes 539 amino acids. Lineage: Eukaryota; Fungi; Ascomycota; Leotiomycetes; Helotiales; Amorphothecaceae. The transcript has 5 exons. Gene Ontology annotation, molecular function: transmembrane transporter activity. The record is from RefSeq and is a predicted model, not a curated record.